AUGAACGGCCUAAAGCAUCUCAAGCAGGAGAUAAGCCUGGAAAUGGGCCUCCCACAGCGCUCGAGCACACUGCCGGUAGCUCGACGUGAGGGCUGGGCCCGCGAGAAACCGUACGUCCUAGGCGAGAAACCCUCGCGUAGUAUCUCACUGACGACCAAGGUCAAAGGUCGCAUCACCAACCUCGCAGUCGAGUGCCACCCCCGGUAUAGGGGCAGCGGCGGCUCGAACGGAGCCGAAGCCGAAGCCGAAGCCGAAGCCGACGGCUACGACAGCGACGAGGAGGACCGCAGGAACGGCGUCCCCGUCACCGUCGUCGAGGCCAACCACAUUCAAGAGGACAGGCAGGCGGCGCUGAAAAGCAAGAUCGAGACGCUGCAGUGCAGGCGCAAGGAGCUCCAGGCGCGCUUCGAGGCGCACAGCGGUAGGUAUCUGGCGUAUCGUAGGUUAUUCCUCUCCAAACGCGGGCCCGUGGGAUGGUCCGCCGAGCGGUGGGCCAUGUUCCUGGUGCUCGAAGAUGACUAUUUUGCUCGAAGAGACAGGCUGUGGCAGUUGGAGGAGCGGGUCCAGAAGAUCUUCACCCAGUGUAUGAGCUUUCAGAACCACGCUGAACUUACUAGCAUGCGAAAUGGCGGUCACUGGCACCGACAAGGGGCGAUGAUGGUCUGGUCCAUGUCGGAUCCUGCUGUGGAGAAAGAGAUAGCUGGUGGUGGUGGUGGUAUGCCGCUGGUGUACAACGGCAUAGAUUACAAUGCUAUAGCUACGUAG
Anthostomella pinea is the source of this 765-nucleotide messenger RNA. NCBI's taxonomy places the organism in Eukaryota, Fungi, Ascomycota, Sordariomycetes, Xylariales, Xylariaceae. The record is from the annotation of a GenBank genome assembly.